Messenger RNA from Triplophysa rosa, 2322 nucleotides. RefSeq names its product ladinin (gene lad1). Gene Ontology annotation, molecular function: structural molecule activity. The record is from RefSeq and is a predicted model, not a curated record. The transcript has 13 exons. Bases 135 to 1421 code for a protein of 428 amino acids. NCBI's taxonomy places the organism in Eukaryota, Metazoa, Chordata, Actinopteri, Cypriniformes, Nemacheilidae.
UUGUCAAGGUGCGGGGUAAAGGUAGACACAGCGACAGACAGGACCAAAUACAUUCACACCCCCCUCUCUCUCUCUCUCUCUCUCUCUCGCUCUCUCUCUCUCCGGGAGUCAUUGCGAUUAAAGAAACAAGAAUAAUGUCCAUUAGCCGGAAAAACUGGUCCGCUUUAUCAACGCUGACCCGACAGUGGACUGUGGAGGAUGAGGAAGAAGUGGAAAGAGAGAAGCGGAGGAAGGAACGGGGCUCCAGCACCACUGUCGACCCGGAUGAGAGUCCCGACAAAGAGGCAGAACCACACACCAGUAGUGUUAGCGGAUCAGCUGAUGUUGGUGAAUCCGGUGAGAACUCAGGAGGAGGUCUGGACCAGCUGCAGAUGGACUUUGUGGAGAUGUUGCGGGUCCGUGAUGAGCGGCGGCGGGUGAGGCUGGUGGAGACUCUGAGGAAGAACAAGGAGGGAGAAGGUGGGACCAUGGAGGACAGCUUAGAUGGGGAGACCCACGUGGAGCUGACGGGAGAGAAACGGGACGAGGGGCACAGAGAGAAGGUUCAGCGCUGCGUAGAGGCCCUCAUGUCACCAGAACCCUCUGUUAACCCAGAGAAGAAUGAGAAGUCAGAAAAUGCAAGCAACCAAAAUUCAACAUCAGUGACUCCCACAAAAUCAUCCCGGAAGUUUGUGAGCUCUCUCUCCAUCUCCUUUGAUAAGAGUCCCUCAUCACCCCCGGCAACCAGCAGAGGGGUUUCUCCUCUGAGCCCCAAGUCUCCGCCCUCUCAGCAUCCAGAGGGGUCACCUUACAGCCCAUUCAGUCCCACCCACUCAGACACUCUGAGCCCUACACUAAAUGGAAACACAGAGGGACAAGAAAAUGGCACACCAAGCAAUUUCGAACCAGCCACAAAACCUGCGUUUACACGGCAGAGCUCCAGAACCAUCUCAUUUAGGAUGAUGAGGAAGAAGGAGGAAGACAGCAUGCCGCUACAGAGAAGCGCAAGUGUGCGGAUUGCAACGAAGACCUUUGAAUCCAAUAAGAGUCCCGACCAAGAGGAUGAACAGAAGUCCCCAUUUCAGAGAAACUCACGACAAAGAAUAUCAUCCCGCUCCAUCCAGGAGAAAAUGGAAAGACUUGCUCAAGCGUCACAGAAAUGGGAGAUGGCCAAAUCUCCAACGCUUCUCAAGACUGGGUGUUUAGCAGACGAGGUGUCACGGAAGAGGGAGCUGUUUGAAAAAGAAGAAGAGAAAAGCCACAUCUUCUCCACACAGUUUCAGGACUUCCGCAAUUUUUCUUCUGGAAUUUCUGGUCGAAUAAAUCAAUGGGUUCAGAAUAAAACAUUUACCUUGUCACAUAGCCCUUCGGAUCUGAGGCACGUGAACAUCUCGAGCAAGAAGAGCUUGUUUGAAAAAGGAGCAGAACAGGAGCACAAGUGAAAGUGAAAGCUCAAACAAUCCUUUCUCUCAGCAGAUUCAGAUAAAGGAACAUCUCCUAAAUAUUUCCAUUUUCUUCCUUUCAUUGCCUAUUUUUUGCACUUUUUAAAACAAACUGAUUUACAUUCAACUGUGUACCGAUCGAAGCACUGAUAACAGUGUCCAGACAAGACUAUUAAUACUGCUUUUCAAAAUGAUCUCUAUCCUCGCAUAAAAUUGAAAGAAUACUGCCUUUGUUGUGUGGUUCCCAGUCCAGCUUCUUCCUUUUAACCCUUGUGUGGUGUUCAGGUCUGCGGGACCGGUUUUCAAUUUUGACUAAAAAUGUUUUUCAGCCUCAGACAUAUAUUUAUUUUAUAAUAUUUAUCCAUAAUACAUUGUUUUUCACCCAUAUCAUACAUUGUUCUAUUUACAUUACAGUACAUUAAAAAAUCAUAACUGUGAUUUAACAGAGGUCAAUUUAAAACAUUAGGUAUGCUUGGCAUGUUGCUUAUAAUCGGGUGAAGUAAACAUCUGUAAAACAUUUUUUAUUGAUCAUGAAGACCAUACAAGUGUUAACGACACCAUAUAAAGUUAUUAGGAGACACAUCAGACCUGUGCCAUAACUCACAGUAGAAGGUACAAACGUUAUUCUUUGCACAAACCUGCUUGAUAGUGAUGAGUAAUAUUUAAUGAAACUGGGAAAUCGGGCUGUAAAACCACAAAUAAUCCGUUUGCAGUUGUUUUAUCUUACCAGAGAAUCACUAAAGUCACAAUCCAGAGCUGAAUGGAUGCGUCUCAUCAGGCCUUUGCUUACUUACUCGAACCAAAGCUUUUCUUUUUAUAUCUUUAGGAACACUUGUGACUUGUAAUCAUUGCUUAUAGCCCGGAAGGGUUACCGUUCGGAUGAAUAAAUCUUUUUAUACCA